This is a messenger RNA of Cetraspora pellucida, 1095 nucleotides long. The record is from the annotation of a GenBank genome assembly. Lineage: Eukaryota; Fungi; Glomeromycota; Glomeromycetes; Diversisporales; Gigasporaceae.
AUGAAAGAGCAUAACACUCAUUCUAAAAAAAAAGAUCAGGACCAAAAUAUGUUCAAAUUAUCAGAACCCUUAAACACAGAUGAUACUGAAUCAUUUGAAAAUCAACUUAAAAAAAUACAUAAAGUUAAACAAUUAGUGUACAAUUUUGUAACUGAAAAUGCAAACAAAAUUGAUGAAAUUUUGAGCCAAGAAUCUUAUAAUUUAGCAUCUUAUUUGCUUCAUGAAUCUCAAGAACAGUCUGAAAACUUAAAUAAGUCAUGUUUAAAUGAGGAUAAUAAACAGAUUUCUCUUGAUCAAUUAUUAAAAGCUCCAAGUGUUAAGAUAUUAACAAAUAAGGUAGUUAAGUCUAAUAUAACAUUGGGAAAAGUUAGUUGGGUUUGGAAUCAUAUAAAAAAGAACAAGUCAGCAGGAAAGGUUAAGUGUGAUGUAGUUAUGUUAGUAAAUGGAAAUGAAAACAGAUGUAAUAGAGUUUUUGGUAUUACAACUUCAAUUACACAUCUUGGAGAACAUCUUAAUGCAGCAAUCUUGACUAUUAAAGAAUUUCCAUAUUCACACUCAGAUGAACGUCUUAAACAGUUUUUGUUCAAACUUUUUGAUUAUUGGGAUAUAAGUAAUAGGUUAAUUAGAGGAACUACUGAUAAUAAUAAAUCAAUCAUUAAAGGAAUGCAUCUUUUUGAAAAAUCUUAUAUUAGAUAUACUGCACAUACCAUUCAGUUAGCUAUAAAAGAUGGUCUUAAUGCAUGUGAUGAUCUAUUAAUUAAAUCAACCAAGUUAAUUGGAGGUUCACAAUACCCAACUCUCAAUUUACCUUUAACUGAAGCUUAUGUUGCUUUCUAUUUAGAUCCUCAAUUCAAAAAUAUGUCUUUUGCUACUAAUGAAAAAAAAAAAGUUUUAAAUUUAAUAUCUGAAAUGUUAAAAACAAUUAAUACUAAUAUUAAUGCCCCAUCAAGAACUGAAAUGAAUUGGUUUUAUAAUGGUGAAGUUUCUAAUUCUGCAGUAGAUGAUGAGUUAGAAAGAUAUGAAAAAGCAACUCAAAUGAACAAGUACUUUAUUGAAGAUCCUCUUUAUAAAAUACAUAAUCCCCUUAUUUGGUAA